Molecule: messenger RNA, 369 nt
Organism: Pseudogymnoascus destructans
Lineage: Eukaryota; Fungi; Ascomycota; Leotiomycetes; Thelebolales; Thelebolaceae
Exons: 1
Coding region: 1-369 (122 amino acids)
Source: RefSeq, a predicted model, not a curated record
AUGUCGGCCUUCAACCCACCACCAAACCCUCGGGCUCCCAACCCAACCCAUCCCAUCACUCUCGGCCCCAACACUGAGCCAUUAGACCUCCAUCCAACACCCAUACCCUCGGGAUCCCGAAAACUUUUCCCUCCCGGCUUCGAUACAGGGCCGUGGUAUCUCCUAGUACGUUGUACCGACGCCGAUGGUAUGGAUAUUGGGCUAGCGGCGCACAGACGAGACGAGGGGGGGGUUGUUAUACCUAAAUACACCAUCUCCCUCCCUCCCCCUAUCCCCCAGUACCUCGGCGGCAACCGCGCCUAUCCCCUCUGCAUUGACCGCCUCCACGCCCCGAGUCUAAGACAUCCAAACUUGUCUCCCGUAGAGUAG